CUCAGCAGUCUCCACCACUCAAGACUCAACUCAAGCCUACUCCACCAAAAGGGCCCAAAGGGAAAGCAACACAAAAGCGCAGCAGCAGCUGCUUCUCCAUUUCCGCAACCCAACUCCGGAACUCCCAACUCCUCUCUUCUCUUCUCCCAGAUCCCACAUCUGCAGCAUCAGAUCAGAGAUCAAACCACCAGCCGAUAUCGCUCUCCAUCGCUUGCGAAUCUUGCGAUGCGAGCAGCAAGAAGAGAGCGCGUGGGUAAUAGAGAUUAAAGAAGGGAGCGGGCCGGGGGAAAGGACCUCCCCCAGAUGAGAUCAUGAGAAUGGUGAAGCAGCACAGCAUGUCCGGCGGGCAGCACGGCAGGAGGAGCCCCUUCCUGACGUCCUAUGCGCUCACGCUCGCCUUCAUCACCUUCGUCUCCGUGCUCUACUUCAAGGACUUCUCGUCGACCCUGCACAAGCCUUUCCUCCACCGGCCCCCGCCCCACCGUCGCCAGAUCAGCCGGCCCCUCCGCCCCCUCCACCAUGGCGGUAGCAACGUCGAGGAACACCGCGCGGCCGUCGUGCAGCUGCCGUUCGCGGUGGGCGCGGCCCCGGCGGGGUGCGACAUCGGGCAGGGGGAGUGGGUGUACGACGAGGCGGCGCGGCCGUGGUACCAGGAGGAGGAGUGCCCCUACAUCCAGCCGCAGCUGACUUGCCAGGCGCACGGCCGCCCCGACAAGGCGUACCAGCACUGGCGAUGGCAGCCGCGCGGAUGCUCGCUACCCAGCUUUAAUGCAACCCUAAUGUUGGAUAUGCUGCGGGGCAAGCGCAUGCUAUUUGUUGGAGAUUCUCUAAACCGAGGGCAGUAUGUAUCAUUGCUUUGCCUCCUGCAUCGCUUCAUCCCUGAGAGCUCCAAGUCCAUGGAGACAUUUGAUUCCCUCACAGUUUUCAGAGCAAAGAACUACAAUGCCACUAUUGAGUUCUAUUGGGCUCCCUUUCUAGCUGAGUCAAAUUCUGAUGAUGCUGUUGUGCACCGCAUUGCGGAUCGAAUCGUAAGGGGAACAUCCAUCGAAAAACAUGCCAAAUUUUGGAAGGGGGCUGACAUUUUGGUGUUCAAUACAUACCUUUGGUGGAUGACUGGGCAAAAGAUGAAAAUUCUGCAAAACUCUUUUCAAGACAAAAGCAAGGACAUCAUAGAAAUGGAAACAGAGGAAGCCUAUGGAAUGGUACUGAAUGCUGUGCUGAAAUGGGUUGAGAGCAACAUGAACCCCAAAAAUUCAAGAGUAUUUUUCGUCACUAUGUCACCCACUCAUACCAGGAGCAAAGAUUGGGGUGAUGAUACUGACGGAAAUUGCUACAACCAGACAACACCGAUCAAAGAUUUGUCCUACUGGGGUCCAGGCACUAGCAAGGGCUUGAUGCGCGUCAUCGGAGAAGUGUUCAGCACGUCUAAGAUCCCUGUUGGGGUUGUGAACAUCACCCAGCUCUCAGAAUACAGAAAGGACGCUCACACUCAGAUAUACAAGAAGCAGUGGAACCCGCUAACCCCGGAGCAGAUCGCGAGCCCUAAGAGCUACGCGGAUUGCACGCAUUGGUGCCUUCCAGGGCUCCAGGACACCUGGAACGAGCUGCUCUACUCGAAGCUUUUUUUCCCCUGAGCUAAGGUUGGGGCAUUUGGAGGGUUUGAUACGCUGAUCCCGUAUUCGGUAUUCCCUUUGACUGAACACAAGUUGAUGAAUUGCAUGUUCAAGCUGGGAGCAUAACAUACUAUCUGGCAAGCUCUCUGGUAUGCUGGAGAACGGCUAGCCUGACAUCAACAUAUAGGUCCAACAUUCUGAAAAACACACGGUACACGAGAGAUGGAAGCUGUUGUAGUUUAUGAAAGGCCACUUGUCCAUACUGUAUUUUUUUUCUUGGCAAAGAUUCCACGCGGCAUGGUGUUGUUGAAGUACGAUUCAUUUAUUGAACAUCUCUCUAUAACCUAA
Phragmites australis (common reed) is the source of this 1961-nucleotide messenger RNA. RefSeq names its product probable xylan O-acetyltransferase 10. Gene Ontology annotation, molecular function: O-acetyltransferase activity. The transcript has 6 exons. The record is from RefSeq and is a predicted model, not a curated record. Lineage: Eukaryota; Viridiplantae; Streptophyta; Magnoliopsida; Poales; Poaceae. The coding region runs from base 312 to 1634 and encodes 440 amino acids. Gene Ontology annotation, cellular component: Golgi apparatus.